Microthlaspi erraticum is the source of this 327-nucleotide messenger RNA. The record is from the annotation of a GenBank genome assembly. Lineage: Eukaryota; Viridiplantae; Streptophyta; Magnoliopsida; Brassicales; Brassicaceae.
AUGGCUUCUUCUUCUUCUUCUCGGCCUCGCACGUGGAGAUACCGCGUCUUCACGAGCUUCCACGGACCUGACGUUCGUAAAUCCUUUCUCAGUCAUUUACGCAAACAGUUUAGCUGCAAUGGGAUUUCGAUGUUCGAUGAUCAAAGGAUCGAGAGAAGCCAAACGAUCGCUCCUGCUCUCACUCAAGCGAUUAGGCAAUCGAGGAUCUCGAUCGUGGUGCUCUCGAAGAGGUAUGCUUCUUCAGGAUGGUGUUUGGAUGAAUUGGUGGAGAUUUUCAAGUGCAAGGAAGAAAUUGGGCAAAUUGUGAUGACGAUCUUCUACGAGUAG